Molecule: messenger RNA, 1976 nt
Organism: Zingiber officinale
Lineage: Eukaryota; Viridiplantae; Streptophyta; Magnoliopsida; Zingiberales; Zingiberaceae
Product: D-3-phosphoglycerate dehydrogenase 1, chloroplastic-like
Exons: 5
Coding region: 64-1857 (597 amino acids)
Biological process (GO): L-serine biosynthetic process
Cellular component (GO): chloroplast stroma
Molecular function (GO): phosphoglycerate dehydrogenase activity; NAD binding
Source: RefSeq, a predicted model, not a curated record
GCUACGGUCCAUUUUCAAGAUCUUCGGGCUUGUCACGGUGCCACCCUCACUCGACCAACUCCAAUGGCGGCCUCCACCGGACCCAUCGUCGAUCCUUCCCUCCGCCUCCGCCACUUCUCUUCCCUCUCUCGCCGCCUCUUCCUAGCUCCUUCUCGGCUCCACGCUUCUCCUAUUCUCCGCCACCGUCUCCCGCGCUUUGUCGCGAUGGCUGGAGGAUCGGACCCGAAGCCGAGGGUCCUGGUUGCCGAGAAGCUCGGCGAAGCUGGUAUGGAACUUCUCAAGGGAGAGGUCGAUGUGGAAUGCUCCUACAACCUCUCCCCCGAGGAGCUCCACUCCAAGAUCGCGCUUUGCGAUGCUCUGAUUGUGCGCAGCGGCACGAAGGUCGGCCGCGACGUGUUCGAGUCCUCCGGAGGCAGGCUUCGGGUCGUCGGACGCGCCGGAGUGGGGAUCGAUAACGUGGAUCUCGCAGCCGCCACAGAGCACGGCUGUCUCGUUGUGAACGCGCCCACUGCGAACACGGUGGCCGCGGCAGAGCAUGGGAUUGCUCUGCUCACCGCCAUGGCUCGCAACAUCGCUAGAUCUGAUGCCUCCAUGAAAUCUGGUAAAUGGGAGCGCAACAAAUAUGUUGGUGUAUCACUUGUUGGCAAAACACUUGCUAUUUUGGGGUUUGGGAAAGUUGGAUCUGAGGUAGCACGUCGUGCCAAAGGGCUCGGAAUGCAUGUCAUUGCACAUGACCCAUAUGCGGCUGCAGAUCGUGCCCAUGCUAUUGGGGUGGAGUUAGUAACCUUUGAUGAAGCAUUAGCAAGGGCAGAUUUUAUCUCAUUGCAUAUGCCUCUAACUCCUUCAACUUCUAAAAUUCUUAAUGAUGAAGCUUUUGCAAAGAUGAAAAACGGGGUGAGGAUUAUAAAUGUUGCACGCGGUGGUGUGAUAGAUGAAGAAGCUUUACUAAGGGCAUUGGAUUCCGGAGUUGUUUCUCAGGCUGCUUUAGAUGUAUUCACCAGAGAACCCCCAUCCGCCCAAGACAAGUUGGUUCUGAAUGAAAAAGUUACAGUCACACCACAUCUUGGUGCCAGCACUGUUGAAGCGCAGGAGGAAGUGGCGAUUGAAAUAGCUGAAGCUGUUCUUGGAGCUCUGAAAGGAGAGCUUGCUUCUACAGCAGUAAAUGCUCCAAUGGUUCCUGCUGAGGUCAUGUCUGAGCUUGCGCCAUUUGUUGUCCUAGCUGAGAAACUUGGCAGGUUAGCUAUACAACUUGUAGCAGGAGGCAGUGGUGUGAAAUCGGUGAAGGUGACCUACACAUCAGCAAGAACUUCUGGAGAUCUCGACACUAGAUUGCUCCGAGCCAUGGUCACCAAAGGUCUCAUCGAGCCCAUAUCUGAUGCCCAUGUUAACCUCGUGAAUGCCGACUUCAUUGCCCGGAAAAGAGGCAUUCGUAUCUCAGAGGAGAGAGUUUAUUUGGAUGGUUCUCCGGAGGAUCCUAUAGAGUCCAUAAUGGUUCACAUUGCCAAUGUUGAAUCUAAAUUUCCCACAGCUAUGUCUGGAACCGGAGAAAUAACAGUGGAGGGCAAAGUAAAGGAUGGCAUACCCCAUCUAACCAAGGUUGGGUCAUUUCAAGUGGAUGCUAGCAUGGAAGGAAGUCUGAUACUCUGCAGGCAGGUUGAUCAACCUGGGAUGAUCGGAUUCGUGGGAGGUAUUUUGGGCGAUCAGAAUGUCAAUGUGAGCUAUAUGAGCGUCGGACGGAUUGCUCCUCGUAAACAUGCAGUUAUGGCUAUCGGUGUCGACGAUGAACCCUCCAACGAAGCUUUAAAGAAGAUAGGUGACAUCCCAGCCAUUGAGGAGUUUGUUUUUCUUAAAUUGUAAGGCUAUUUAGCCUUAAUGCAAAAUAAUAUCUGGAUGUGUCUUACUUUCUACUUCUUUGGUGGUUCUUCUAAUUUGAUGAACUAGAUCAUUUUUCAAUUCAUGAAGAUUUUCUUGAUUCA